GUGUCACUAAUCGUGAGCAAAUUCCACCUUCAUUUCAAUAAAGUGAGCUUUGCGUCAGUUCUAAACGUUGAAGUCCAACCGUUUCACAGCUUAGGACAACAAACAUUUUUUUUUCAGGGAUGUAUCAACAAACCGCUCUAUUCGUCGCUAUCUUUGUGUUUCUACAAUUCAUUCCUCAAGUGUCUUGCGCGGAGCUAAGCGAUGUUGACAUCACUGCUAUAGCAGUUUCACUGGGACUAACCGUGUUUUUGGUGUCAUUUGUUGGCUUUUUUAUGUGGCGAGGAAGGAAUAGGCCACCAGUCAAUAACAUUGAGGGACACAGAAAUCCUGCUGUUGUUGGCGAUGAUACACUCGGACCGGGUGAAGUUCGUGGAAUUAGCAUGACUCAUCUCCAAUACAUCAGCAGCUCGUAAAAAAUCUGCCCCAGCAAGAUUGACAAAGACAUUUUGGAAAGCCUUCAACCGUGCAAUGGCAAUCAAUUGUAGCGGUUAUUUCGUCUUUUACAUGAUUCUGUACAAAAUAAAUUGUCAAGCAACUUUUAUCAGCACUUACAGCAUGGAUUACAAAAUUAAAUUUAAUAACAAAAUAGUUCAGAAAAAAAUCAGUUAGACUUUAAAAAGACUCUGGCUUUGAGUCAUACACCUUAUAUCGAUUUGCUCUUUAUUAUUGGUCGCUUGAAAAGUAUAUUUUCCGACAAAUAAUUUGGAAAAUUCGUAUUUAAACAAUUACAUUAUUAUGAAGUAAAAAAGGCCGGUUUGACUUUUGCCAUGCUGAGUGUCCUUUACAAAGCAAUUGUAGAUACUGUAUGUGCUUGUCUAUUCAUAGAAUUAGACGAUAACGUCCUAUUGAAUUCUGACCAGGUAAGACAAGUAUUAAAGUACCAUAAGGAAACUUUAAGCUUGAAGAGAGUGAUGACUUAACGUCAAGAUUGUAUCCGCAGGCGAACAAAGGCUGGUUUCCUGAAAUUCUUAACGGAACAAUCGGAGAGGCGGAAUUCUAUUCAAAGUGCAAAACGUCAACAGUGAACAGGCCCAAUCUCUCUCACAACUCUUAUUUUGAAUUUACGAAAAAGCUUCUCAAUUUGUUCCUCUUUCAAAAAGCAGUCGUCCUCUUUCAAACUCAACUUUCGCAAAUGCAACUUGACCUGAACAUGACAAUUAGGGAGAUCGGUUUGGGAACAUAAACCUUCCUCGUUUUAUUGCAUCGUCGACCAGAGUUUGUCCAAACCGAUGGAAACUACCGAGAGAACGCAGGUGCUAGGUGGCUGGGUGUCUGUGAUCGCCACUCAUAGUUGCCCUAAAAGAGUGAGUUAUUUCGUUGGCUUCCUUUACAUGAAUGUGGUUUUAAACAAGACCUUCUGAAAGGGUUUUCAGAUUGGUGAAGGUGUCUAAAUGAUAGCAUUUUUUUUCACUGCCGCGUGGAAACGUCAAAAAAGUCAAGAAAUAUCCUUAAGUCCAAGAACUCUCCUAAAGGGCUCGUGUGCAGUUUUUUCGCUUCAAAGUAUCGCUUAACAAAUUCAGAAGAGUUGAUACAGAUCUGACAGAUCAUUUCGUCCUGUUUAAUUUAAGGACUAAGGUGUAACUGGUUGACAGGGAAAAAAUUGGAGUAUCAUAUCGCCUUUGAAAGAAAUUAAACUCAAAUUUCGAGGGCCGGGCAGUUCAAAUAAUACCACAACAUCGGUUUUCUUAUAAAAUCGAAAAUUCAAGUUGAUUUAAUAGUUCUUCAUGAGUUCGGAACUUUGCGCAUGCAGUAAUCUGAUUUAUUAGCGAAGAUAGCGCCUUUUAGAUUUUGACUUAAUUGUUUUAAACAGUUCGAAAAGCAUAGACUACUGCUAUAAACUUUUCUUUUGGUCAGUGUGCUCUAGUAAAUUUAUUCAGUUUUCCAAUCCUAAUGGAUAUCCGGAUUAAAGGGACAUCGUUCUCCUGUGCAAAUGGAUGCGAAGAAACAUAAGAGCGGAUUUUAAAGCUUGCCAGUUUAAGUAAAAGUUUCAUUCUCUUUACAUGACGCUCUGUGACAGCCUCUGUCACCUGUAUUUAUUGAGCCCGCACAGCGAUAACCUUUCAAAGAUUUGGUCCACACUCCAGCGUACGGCAUUAGUUGAUUCGUCGACAUUUUAACGCCUGACAAACUUGCAUGACAGGCGGAUGGUCGUACUUCUCUAUAAAGCGACGGCUGUAAUGUGUUCCUUUCUCGAAAUUCAUUCGGCAUUUUUUUUUUACUUUAGUUGAUUAAAAAAGAGGGUUUACUCGUGACUUUUGUUUUAAAUUCAACUCAUUGAAAUGCAACGCCAAGCUACUUAGGCGUGAUAUUUAACUUGGGUAGUUAAGGAUAGAAUAAAUUAUAUUUUUCGCGAUCGUUUUCGCUCGUGAUCGCGUGUCGACACACGGUUUAGUUGCCAUCAUGCAAUGAGUAAUUUCUAACAAGAAGAAACUGUAAUCUUUCAGUUUGAUACAUCGGACUAAAGGAAACGAGGGAGUACUCAAGGAUAGAUGAUGUUUUGUGGCUUUACAACUUUUCGUCUCUCACUGGCUUUGUGUUGUUUGGCGCUGUUUCGAGUUGCGGUAUUUGCUUCAAACGAGCCAGAGGAAAAGACAUUCGAACCGGGAGAAAAUAUCACCCUUGUCUGUGGUAACGGAAACCUAUCCUCCUCCACUCUUUUAAGAUGGACAAAGGACGAUGAGACUCUGCUGAACACUACCUCACACAACAUAAGUUUAGUCCUUUCUAACCUCACUACAGAAGAUGCUGGCUUGUACAUUUGCAAAGCAAACAACUCAAAGGUAUUGAAGGAAAUUCAACUAGUCUCUUCAACAGGUGGUCAAGAAGAAACAGGACAGCCACCAGAGGAACAAGACGAGGGACUCAGUGAUGUUGACUACAUCGCUAUCGCUCUUGCACUUGGCUUGACAGUUAUUAUCAUUAUUUUUAUCGCGAUAUUCCUUGUUCUGGCAGUAAGACGCCGAGAGAAUGAAUAUCACAAAAAACGAUGGAGAGUUAAUGUCAAUGGAAAUGAAAACGCCGCCGUUGAAGAGGAUAACCCGAGAAAACCCGAUUAUCCAAGGAAUGAUUUCCAGGUAAGAAAGGCUCUCAGAGGACCCCACAAAUCAUCACGGCAGCACAACAGACCAGCGGAAUAUCACUGGCUGGAGACGUUAGGAAGGAACGAAGAGCCUGAUGGGAAUGCCAACGGACCAGGGCGACCUAUGUAUCAGUACACUGCGUACGUGUAAUGCCGACAGAAAAUGUGUAAUUUGAUCAGGAUAUAUUUUUGAAAAGAAAUCGAAACAGUUCAUAGUCCAUACGUGAGGCAUCGUGUAUUGUCCAUCAUUUAAAAAGGGUAUCCUUUGCAGACUGUUUCCGAUCAGCUUUGAAAAUCUUUUCAUGCUUUGAAUUCGCUUCCAUAGGGGCUUUGCUUGAGCUAGUAACAGUUUUUGAUCAGCGGAAUCAGUAUUUUAGAAGAAAGUUGAGGCUAAAAGUGGUACAUUGUUAAAAACAAGCUCUCUUCGUUUUAUCACUCAAGAUUUAUUUUGGAUCACUCUUUGACGACUGUGACGAUUUUGAAACAUACUGUUACAAACAAUUUAGACAUUCUGGGUCCCCUUUCACACUCCAGCCCGUAACCAAGCUACCGUGAGAGCCUUCCAGGCAGGGGGGGGGAUCUCUCCCCAGUUACUGCAGUUUUGUCAACCGGGUCGGUUCGUCUUCGCUGGCAUGUGAACAUCUCGACAUAUCGAGUUUUCACGGAAGUGGCUAAGUGAAAUCCCGGAAGUGAUGUCAGCUGGUUUCAUCGGACAUGGAUGUCCUUAAACGAACACAUACAUUGUCGGAAUAUCUUCAGAUCUGGAGAAAUAACCAUUAGUAUCACAAACUGGUCAAACAGCUUUGCAUCGUUUUUCGAUUUUCGCGUUAUUGGCUUCGUAAACGUUUUAGCUGUUCAGCGUAGAGAGUGUGCAAUGAGUAGGGAUCACAACAAAUCGUGUCAGUAAUCAAAAGACUUAAAAAGGACGAUAUGAAUCUUCGUUUAUGAUUUGAGCUUUCAUAGAAAAUGUUUUACUCCAAUUUGACUUGAUUCAAAACAAUCACUACAUAUUCAGUUUUACGUCAAACAUUACCUGAAAAGGCGUGUUUCCUCUGUAACGCGAACUCACUGACUAAAAUUAUGUUUUAAUAGCGUAGAUUGGUAGUGUUAAAAAUAUGUCAACUAAAGUCCUUAGACCCUUAACUAAAUUAAUCAAGGAAUUUCUAAUCAUCAAGAGACUUCUGUGUACUUUUAACAACCACAGCAUAACUUCCAAUAAAACAUUUCUUUGAA
Messenger RNA from Stylophora pistillata, 4312 nucleotides. RefSeq lists its product as uncharacterized. NCBI's taxonomy places the organism in Eukaryota, Metazoa, Cnidaria, Anthozoa, Scleractinia, Pocilloporidae. The record is from RefSeq and is a predicted model, not a curated record.